AUGUAAAAAUAAUAUUAAUAUCUAUUUAAAGUAGAAAAUAAUUAACAAAAUAAACGAUUUAGAUUAAAAUUGAUUAUUAUUGACAGUAAAAAUUCAAUUUUUAACAAGUACUAAAGAAUUAAAUAUUAAAAUUUUAAAUAUAAAACAAACAAUUAAUCUAAGAUUUAAACACUUUAUUCAUUUUAUAUAAUAAAAUAUAAUACUAACUUAUAAAUAAAAGCACUUAAUAGAUAAAAUUAGACUUCAUAUUUUUUAAUGAGUGAGGUGAAAGGUUAGGCGCCUGUUAUGCAUUAAAAAGAUUUAAUCAUAGAAAAAUGCGAAGAAAUAAAAUAAGUAGACUAGAUUGAAGAUGAGUAUUUAGGAAAAUUAAUUUUAUAUAGAUUGCAUCCAUACGUUAAAUAUGUAGCAUCAAAAACAAUACCUACAUAAUUUAUUCAAAACUUCGCACAAAGGAUAUAAAUGAGGCAUCCAAAUAUAUUUUUUUAUAUAAAAAAAUCGCACUAAAAUUAAAAGACUAAUCAGCAAAUGUUUAAUGUCUUUUUUGAGUAUAAUUUUACUUCUCUUGAAUAGAUGAUUUAAAAGAGAAGAGAUAAUGGUUGGCAUUAUCCUGAAAUAGAGUUAUGGACUCUAAUUAAAGAAGUAGCAUCAGGGAUGAAUUUUUUAAUGGAACAAAAAAUUCACCAUGGAGAACUAAAUAAGGCUAGCAUAUUUUUUGAUGACGAAUACCUUCUUUACAGAAUUUAUGAUAACUAGCUUUUGAAUGCUGAUAAAUAUUACCAGUAUUAAAAGAAUAACUAAAGUCUCCUUAUAGAUACUGGGAUGCUUCCUCCUGAAUUUAAUUCUUAUGAUUUAAUAUAGUUCAAGAACCAUUACAAACUUGAUGUUUGGAAUUUUGCUUUGAUUAUUUUGGAAUGUGCUACUUUAUAAAAUGUGAAAGAGCUUCUUUAUUCAAAUAACACUUUGAAAACUGAUUAGUUAUAGAUUUUAAUUUAAUCAAUUCAUGGCAAAUAUUCAGUUCCUUUUAUAAAUAUUCUUUUAAAAAUGCUUGAUCAUGACCCUCGUACUAGAUUAGAUUGGGCAUAGAUUAUAAGGACUGUUCAAAAUGAGCCCUUAGCUAAAUAAGCUCCUCCAUACCAAGUUGAACCAACCCAACUUCAUCCAUCAAGAUGUUUAAAUAACUUACAUGAAAUAGUUGUUGGUGCAUAACCAUAAAGUUCUGCAUAAAAAGAAAACCUAAAUCAAGAUCAGCAGUCUGGAGGAUUAAAAAGAGUUAGCCCUUAAAAAUAGCCGAUUAGUGAUUUAUAAAUCUACAAUACUUAAAAUUAAUAAAAGAUUAACUUAUAAAGCAAUGUUUUAAAUAUAAACAAUAACUAAAAUAUUCAAAAUGAUUAAAAUGGAUUUUAGCAAUCUCAUUUUAGUGCCAAUAAUAUUGACUAUGAAAAUACUAUUAGUAAAUUAGAUGCAUUGUAAUUUAAAUAAUAGUUUUCUGCAUAGCAAUUAUCUAGCUCAAACCUUUAACCUUAACUACCUAAAAAAAAUUAAAUUUAAUCUAGUUCUUAAGCAAGUUAAAUAAAUGAGCCAGAAAAAGAUAAAAGUAAUCAACAAUCAGAUUAAAAUAUUGAAUCAGAUUAAAAUGUAGAUAUAAAAUAGCAUUUGCAAAAGAAUAUAGGAAUUAAAAUCAAAGAAAGUGAAAGUGCAUAGAAAUUAGAAUCUACUCCUACUUAAAAAUCAGCAAACUCUAAUGCUUCAAUAACUGGAUUAUCAGUGAGCUAAAGACUGAUAGAAUUAAGUAAAAAAAUAUAAGAAACCUUAAAGCAAUCAUAAAAGUAAACUAAAAAAUUAGCACAAAAUGGACCUAGAUGA
Messenger RNA from Tetrahymena thermophila SB210, 1863 nucleotides. RefSeq names its product protein kinase. The record is from RefSeq and is a predicted model, not a curated record. Gene Ontology annotation, molecular function: protein kinase activity; ATP binding. The transcript has 3 exons. Gene Ontology annotation, biological process: protein phosphorylation. Lineage: Eukaryota; Ciliophora; Oligohymenophorea; Hymenostomatida; Tetrahymenidae.